Molecule: messenger RNA, 714 nt
Organism: Penicillium waksmanii
Lineage: Eukaryota; Fungi; Ascomycota; Eurotiomycetes; Eurotiales; Aspergillaceae
Product: uracil phosphoribosyltransferase
Exons: 3
Coding region: 1-714 (237 amino acids)
Source: RefSeq, a predicted model, not a curated record
AUGUCACUACCCUCCAAUGUUCAUGUCUCUUCGCACCCUUGCCUCCAGGCAAAGCUGUCCCAGCUACGCUCGCAGAGCACCUCCCCCCGCGAGACGAGGGAUCUAGUCAAGGAGAUUGCCUCCAUUCUCGGCGUCGAGGCCUUUGCAAAUGGACUAAAGCUCACCAAGACUGGAACGGACCGCACACCGCUGGGAGUCGAAUACGAGACACAGGGCAUCGACCCAGCAGACCUGGCACUGGUACCCAUUCUCCGUUCGGGAUUGGGCAUGGUUGAUGCCUUGAACGACCUCCUCCCCACCGCAGUCCCAAUCUACCACCUCGGCCUCUUCCGCGAGAAACUCACCCUCCAACCCGUAGAAUACUACAAUAACCUCCCGUUUCACCGAUCAGAGCUCUCCCCCGCCUCCCCCGCUUCUCUCGAUCCCACGACCAACACUGCCGCCUCCACCCUCGCCGUCCUGCUAGAUCCCAUCAUUGCCACGGGUGCUACCGCAGAAGCGGCUAUCCAGUUGCUGCGGGAAUGGGGUGUUAAGAAGGUUAUUAUGUUGAGUGUGCUCGGCUCGGAAGAUGGAGUGAAACGGGCGGCGGAGGUGUGGAAGGAUGGUGUCGAGGUUUGGGUUGGUGCCGUUGAUGAGAAGUGUAAUGAGAAGGGGAUGAUUGUGCCUGGCGUGGGGGAUAUUGGAGACCGACUGUUUGUGGCAAUUGGUAAAUAG